Aspergillus neoniger CBS 115656 is the source of this 195-nucleotide messenger RNA. RefSeq lists its product as uncharacterized. The annotation marks the transcript as partial. The transcript has a single exon. The record is from RefSeq and is a predicted model, not a curated record. NCBI's taxonomy places the organism in Eukaryota, Fungi, Ascomycota, Eurotiomycetes, Eurotiales, Aspergillaceae.
AAAAGUCCUGCAAGAACUUUUAUUCUUUUUAUAUUUAAAAAAAAUAAUAAUUUAUAUCUUUAUAUAGAUGACAGGGGCCUUAAUAAGAUUUUUAUUAAAAAUUAUUAUUUUUUAUUUUUUAUUUUAAAGAUUCUUGAUAAAGUCUCAGACAGUAAAUAUUUCUUAAAAAUUAAUAUUAAAGAUACUUAUUACUGA